Messenger RNA from Pelobates cultripes (western spadefoot toad), 243 nucleotides. The record is from the annotation of a GenBank genome assembly. Lineage: Eukaryota; Metazoa; Chordata; Amphibia; Anura; Pelobatidae.
AUGCGUGCCCUAUUGAAAGGCCAACGAGGCCCCCCUGAAGGCAGACAAACCGGGCCAGCCACGGAGACCCCAACACCCCCCGAGGGCGCAAAAAGCUCCUCACAGACAUGCACAGCACAAGCGGCGCACCAACACCCAGAGAGGACGAAAAACAAGGCGACCACAGAGGGGAAAACAUCAAGACCACCCACGACUUCACCUAACCCGCUCAUUUACUUCAGGGACGGCAGUGAAAACAUGCAG